Molecule: messenger RNA, 1979 nt
Organism: Tachysurus vachellii
Lineage: Eukaryota; Metazoa; Chordata; Actinopteri; Siluriformes; Bagridae
Exons: 10
Coding region: 82-1173 (363 amino acids)
Biological process (GO): ubiquitin-dependent protein catabolic process; protein polyubiquitination
Molecular function (GO): ubiquitin protein ligase activity
Source: RefSeq, a predicted model, not a curated record
UCAUGACAUAAAUCCGAUACGCCCUGUUAUGAAAAGUCUAAUUUUGCUUUCAUUUAGGCAUUGAAGACGAUCAACAGCAGCAUGGAUGACGACUGUCCUGUGUGUAUGGGCCCUUUACAGAAUCCUUCACAGCCGAUUCAAUGCUGUAGAAAAGUGUUUUGUAAGUCAUGUCUAAGACAAGCGAUUUUAGCAAGACCCUGUUGUCCGUAUUGCAGGAGUCCCAUAAAUGACGCUGCCGCUCUUGCAUUAGGGUCUGCCGUACCCCUCUUCGGACUGCAAGGUAGCGGUGACUUGCUUCAGACCGCAGGAAACGUUUUCCCCCGUAUACAGGCUACCCUCGAUCGUCUUAGAGCUGCAAGAGCACAGACUUCACAGAUAACCAGCACUCCAAAUGUCAGCCUGCCUGGUUCGCUUACCUCGAACACUGCUGUACAACCUGCUUACCGAUCUAUUAUCAGACGUCGGCCGGUUCCCAGACCAAGGCUCCAAGGCCCAAGGCUUCUAAAUCCAGUCAGCAUCCCAGCAAACACCAGUCCUCAGUCAGAUGAUCUUGAUGACAUGAACUGGCAGGAUGUUCAGGAUGCUGUUAUGGCAACUGGAUCUCUUUCAGGUACCCUCGAUCGUCUUAGAGCUGCAAGAGCACAGACUUCACAGAUAACCAGCACUCCAAAUGUCAGCCUGCCUGGUUCGCUUACCUCGAACACUGCUGUACAACCUGCUUACCGAUCUAUUAUCAGACGUCGGCCGGUUCCCAGACCAAGGCUCCAAGGCCCAAGGCUUCUAAAUCCAGUCAGCAUCCCAGCAAACACCAGUCCUCAGUCAGAUGAUCUUGAUGACAUGAACUGGCAGGAUGUUCAGGAUGCUGUUAUGGCAACUGGAUCUCUUUCAGGAUACAUCUUGAGAACAUAUAAUUGUCCGUACUGUCAGUUAGGCAACCUGGAUGACCUGGAGCUCCGUGAUCACUGCAACAUCUACCAUCCCAGCGACAGGAGACAAAUUGUUUGCCCCGUGUGUGUGUCACUGCCUCAUGGCAACCCAACUUACUGCAGCAGGGAUUUCAUCGGCCAUCUCAACCUCCGCCACAGCUACUACAUUGAUGACAUAACUAAUGUCCACCAGACCGACCAUGUUAACUUGCAGGAUGCCAUACUGAGAUCACUGCGACAUACAUAAAUGCCACGUUUUCCUAUGAACUCUUAUUAUCAUAGGCUUGUUUCUUUCUGUUCAUGUUCAGCAUUGAAUUUAUUGUCAUGCCAAACUCCACAAUGGUGAUCAAUGGAUGAAAGUAGACAAUAGAUUUUGUAGUUUUCCAUGAGCUUUUUAACCAAAUGUACUAGGGGCAAAAUACAGCAGUACACUAUUUCUAUCUUCAAAUUAAAUGGGGAAAUCGAACCCAAUGCGACUCUCUGAUACUGUAGGUCUCAAGUGCUUGUUCAUAAGCUACUAAAAUUUUGUGGAAAGUUAUCUAAACAGAGGUGAAAAAGAAAUGAAUAAAUCUCUGUCCUGCCUCAUUUUAUAUCAGACUCGCAGAGAUAAAAUAAUUCAUUUGUUUACACCGAUUGAAAAUAUCUCAAGUCGCAUUAAAGGGUUUAGGAAUGAAAUCCAAUAUAAGCUAUGCUAGCAAUUUUACUCAUCGAUUAUGUAUAAUUCACUACUCAUGUCUAAUUCUACUCAUUGUUUGAUUUUAUUAUGUUUCCUUGAUAUUAAUAUGUCAAUAUGAUCCUUUCAGUUUCUUUCUUGUAUUAAUUAUUCUAUAUUCUAAUAUUGCCUAUCCUAAUUUAUUCUAAGCUCCUGGAUAUGGCUGGAUUUUUUGUUUUUAAUUAUAUCAUAUGUGCUUAUACAAAUAUACAGUAACAUACGUAUGCACAUUCAGCAGUAAUUGAUCUUCCUGUUGGUUUUAAUAUGCAGUACUCCAUAAACUCCUUUUAAGACCUGUGUUUUUAAAUGUGUACAAUAAAAGAGAUUGAAGAACAAGAGAA